Molecule: messenger RNA, 8829 nt
Organism: Phymastichus coffea
Lineage: Eukaryota; Metazoa; Arthropoda; Insecta; Hymenoptera; Eulophidae
Product: Kv channel-interacting protein 1-like
Exons: 9
Coding region: 633-1679 (348 amino acids)
Molecular function (GO): calcium ion binding
Source: RefSeq, a predicted model, not a curated record
GUAGUAACCACCUCCCGCGGGCAGCGAGCGUUUACGGCAGUCUCAGUCCGCGCCCUGAACGCAAUCAGAGCGACAUAGUGCAUCUACGCUUUGUUGCGCAUUUUGUGCCCACCGUCUAACUUUCAAACUAUUGCUUGGAUGAAAAAAACCGCUACAAAUUUAUUAACAAAUGACGUUUAUUAGAACCAAUGUAAUCUGCAAAGCUAGAAUAUUUAUGCUCGAACGCCAAAAAGAGGCAACAAGAAAACAUGCCUUUUUCAAAAAAACCUCAUCAUCGACUGAAGAAUCAGCAGAAUUUGUAUAGAUUAAAAAAUAGUUUUUUAAUAAAAAGUAAAAGCCACUCGCUGGAAGAAUAAGUAAAGUAGAUAAAGAAUUCCCAAAAAUAGCGAUUCUAUAAUAAUUAUUAUGAAAAUCUAAAAGCAAGAAAAGAAAAUGAGCGGAGAAAACCCUUCCGAAGGCCGAAAAUGGUAAAAGCGCUGUAGGUUGAGUCGCGAUAUAUACUUUGCUGAUACUUGGUUUGCGGACGGAGCGUGCCUCCUUCUGCCUAUUCACCAUCAGCUCCUCGGUCGCGGGGAGUGCAGGGGGCUGCGGCCCCGUAGUGGGGCUCCCUUCUUAUAAAAAACGCCAAGUACAUGUUGCAUACAAGCAACGCAGAGGGUCAUAAGAACCCUUUUAGACGUACAAUUGUGAAGAGACCAAGGCAUUGCGAGGCUGUUCAAAAGACAAAUGGUGGUGGUGGAUCAUGGAGUCGUGGGGGUCGAGGCCGGGCGAACCGUGGGCGGGUCCAGAGCCAAGGCCUGCUUGGUUGCGUGGGUGGUGGACCUGCCAGCAGUGGUACGAAUCAUCUGCAGCAGCAGCAACAGCAGCAGCUACCCGUGGCAGCGGGCCUGCGAGAGGUGGUCAACAUUUUGGGCGAACGCAACCAGGCGGGCACCCUCACCGGGGUCGGCCCACCGCCUGGCUUCCUGGAGGAACAAGCCGCCCAAGAAGAGGAGGAAAUGAAACGACGCCCACCUAAGCCACUGCUCAGGCGGCUUAUCACCUACGUACGGCAGGCCUGGACUGGUGUCAAAUUUUCUCUCGCAGAUUCGGAGUACGAAGAGGAGCAGAUACCGCGCUACAGACCGGACUCACUCAGGAGCUUAUGCAGGGCGACUCGUUUCAAUGAGGCUGAAAUGAAGCGCAUCUACCGGGGUUUCAAGGCCCAAUGCCCGACGGGUGUUGUGCGCGAGGACACCUUCAAGCUCAUCUACUCCCAAUUUUUUCCACAAGGAGCCAAUAGCAGCCAGUACGCGCACUACGUGUUCAACACGCUCGAUCAAGACCACAGCGGAAUCCUGAGCUUCGAGGACUUCGUGGUGGGCUUGAGCAUACUAUCGCGCGGAUCCAUGGACGAAAAGCUUCGCUGGACGUUCUCGCUGUACGACAUCAACGGCGACGGCUACAUCACGCGCGACGAGAUGACCGACAUCGUCACUGCCGUCUACGAGCUGAUGGGCAAGUUCGCCGACCCAAACCUCAGUCACAGCCAUGACGGCGUACGUCAGAAAGUCGACCGAAUGUUUCAGAAAAUGGACUGCAACAAAGAUGGAGUAGUAACGCUGGGCGAGUUUCUGAAUGCGUGCAAUUCCGAUCCAGAGAUAACAACAAAUAUCGCCGCACUCGAAACAGCCUUUUGACAUGGGGCGAAAAUCACGAACAUUCUCCCAUCGUGUGGAUUUGAAUCUGAAUCUCUAAUUAAUACUAUUGUAAAAACAAAUCAACAUAAUUCAAACAAUUAAGAAAAUUUAAACUUUACGAGAAAUCAAAGUCAUGCAGCUUUUUCGGCUUGAGAUUCUAAUUUUACAAAUUAUGCCUUAUGCGAUAUAUUAAAAACAAUUAUAACUUUUUGAGAUAAACUAUUGGAAACAAAAAAAUGUUGAUUAAUUGUUACAUUAUCUUCGGGCGAAUGUUUCAUUGUAAACAAAAAUUGUCCUCCUUAAUAUUGCAAAACAGUAUUAUUCAUUCCUUUUUAAGUCACAAUUAAUGUUUAAAAUUACUUUUAAUAAUCGUAAGUGGCUGUAUGCCGAAACAACUUGAUUUUUGUGAAUAUCCUAUUCACGUUGCAGAGUGAGAAAUUAGAAAAGCAGUAAAAAGUUAAUAUUAUACGAAAUGCACUUGUAUAGUGACACGGAAAAUAUACUAUACAUCAUUGUUAUGUAUUUGUCAAAGUUGUUUAGAGUUUACUAUUAAUAUUGAUCUAUUGGUGGACUGAGUGACCAAAGUUGGCACAUCAAAAUUGCAACGAAAUGUGUAAUAAAUUAUGAAACACUGGAAAUUGUUGUGUAUAAUAAAAUAUAUGAUUAUAACUUUGAAAACAGGGAAAAAUAAAAUAUCGGAAAACACUGUUACAUUCCUAGCUAAAAUUAGUAGUGUUCUUAUAAGGAUACGAAUAAUCACAUUCUUCGAUAUUUUUGACAAAACAUUCAGGCUCAAUAUAUGUAUAAAACAUGUUCUUUCUAUAAACAUAGAAAGAGAAGAUUUUUUUAUUAUUUUCCUACUGAUGUCAGAACAAACCAAGUACGCAAAAUAGAGCUUACUAGAUAAUUUUUCCUGCUAAAUAUUCGUAGCCUCUCUCUUUCUAUAUACAAAGAGCAUGCGAUAUAUGUUCGAAUCUAUGUGUACAUAUGUUUGUAUAUGUAUACAAGAUUAUAUAAAUAAUGUCCGGUAAAAAAAAAUAGGCAUUAUUUUUUAUCUUGCUAGUAAUGAAUUGGAGAACAAGUAAAAAGUGCAUGUGUCCUUUUAACAAUAGCUUCGAUAUAUAUGAGCAAUUUCAUAAUAAAAACAAAUGUCAUAAUUCAGUACUAUUUUUAAAAUAGCGCUCUUAACGAAUGUUUAGAGUGCAUGCACUUCAUUUUUCGAUUUUAUCAUUCCGUGAAGUAUAGUUCACCCGAAGAGUAUUUAUUUGAUUCAUCGCCGUACAUACUCGUGACAAUCUUUUCUGCUCAUAGCAAUGUUGACAUAAAAAAUAGUAAUUUUUCAUAGUUUUUUUUUAUUUAAUAGUAAUCAACAAAGAUAGUAUAAAUAUGGAUCUAAAUUCGAAAGCUCUUAAAAGAAAUUUUGAUUGAAAAUAAACCAAGGUAAUAGAAUAACAAAGCGAAAAUAUUACAAAAUUAUGUUCUAUUUAAUAUUUUUUAUAAAUUAUAUCGACUUAAGGUAAUAUUUCUGUUCAGCUAUUAAUAUGUUAUUCGUAAAAAAAUAUGACAUAUUGCUAAACCUAUGACGGAUUGCUACAAACCGAAAUUAUUUUUCUUUUUUUCAUAAAUCAACUCUAUUCUAUUCAUAGAGCGUGUAAAAAUUUUUUUCAUUAUUGUAGCUUGGGUAUAAUUAAAAUAUUACUUAUUUUCUUUUUUUUUUAAGAUCUAGGGAUUAAAUAAACGAAUAAAUAUAUAUAUCAGGUCAGUUUCACGUCAAGUCAACCAAACACUUUUUUGAAAUUAUUUUCCAUUAACAAUGUAUUUGAAAAUUCACGCUCAAAAUUGAAUAUUUGGUAACAAUUAAAAAAUGGAAAAUUUUUCGUUCUGUGAAUAAAAUAACAAUUAACGAGUUCAUUUCAAUACGCGUGAAGAACAUAUAAUUUUGAGUAUUCAAGAUUUUUAAUUUUACAUACAUAUUUAGAAAAUGCAAAUAAUAUUUUCAUCGACGAAAAAAUGAAAAAAAAUUUUGAUCUAGUGAAAUAUUGAUCGUGAAAUUGCUCAUGUAUAUGUAUGUAUAAUUUUAUUUUUAAACCGUGCAAGAAUUAAAAAUCCUUAUAAAAAUAAAAUCAAUUAAUUACAUUUUUGAAAAUUUGCCGUAACAUUAAUAUGAGUUAUAAAAAAUGCACACGUGAAAUGUAGAUACAGUACAAUCUAUUUAUGAAAAAAUGUUUGAUUUCCUCAAUCGACACGGGGAUUUCAUAUAUAUGGAAACUCCGUGUCGAAUAUAGAUAUGAAAUAUUUUUAAAUACGUUAAUACAUGCGAAUUUUCGUCUCAGUAGUAAAGGGGUAGUAAAAAAAACAUAUAUUUUGAAAGCUGAUGUUUUAGUAGCCUCAAUUUGAUCUACGAUUGAAAUAGUAUCACUGCCCAUGAUAUAUUAUUGAGUGGAAUGACUAAAUAUUGAGGUGUAAAAAUUGAAUAUUGAAGAACACCAUUGUCAAACCGAAUAAUAGAGCAUUCAUUACCAGACAAAUAUUUAUCGGUCUAGCGCAAAAACAACGAGAGCAAACAAAAUAAUUAAAAUAGCUUCAUCAAAUUUUUUACACCUGUGUUAAUUAUAGAAAGUAAGAUUACUGAUGCUAUUAUAUUGUUACAUAAAAUAAAAAAUUUAAAAAAAAUGAGGUGUAAAAGUGAACUAACCGUCGUUUGAAAUCAAAGAAGCAGGAUACAGAAUCACUAUGUUUUUGAUGUUAUUCUUGAAUGUGGGAUCUUUAACCUAAAAAAUUAGAGCACAUAAUCAAGCAAAUAUUGAUAAUAUUUUAUUUAAAGAUGUUAGAAAUCUUGAAAAGAGAUUUUCCAGAAGCGUUAUAAUUAAGUAAUGGAAAGAGACAGGAACGAUAUCCAUCGAAAAUUAAGCUACAGAUUCAAUCAAUGAAAUAGAUGAAGGUUGCUUUUAGCUAUCUAUCUCGAGAGUUUACUGUUUUUAGUGGAAGACCAAUACUUAACUAUGGUGCUCUUUUUUUCAAUUUGGCUGCGACUCUUUCAGCCUAAUCUUCAAAAUAUUAAACUUUGUAGUAGAUUUCAAAUAAAAAUAUUCGCGUAUAAAAUCUCUAUUAACGCACAUUUCAUGGUUUUACUAUUCAAAACUCUCUAUACCUUAAUAUUCUUGUCGAUUUCUUAAUUUCUUUUAAUGAAAAAAUUUUAGAAUUUUGCAAUGUGUAAUCUCUUUCUCUCUCUCUCUAUCUAUCUAUCUAUCUCUCUCAAUCUCUCUUUUCUCUCUCUCCUUUCUCUCUCUCCUAUAAAGUUAUAAAAAUAAUAGUUUUAGUAAGCAUUCACUUAUAUUAUCAAUCAAAUAUCUAUCCAAUUGACUAUGCGAAGACUAAGUCUAUCUGCUGCUAGUAAAAUAAAGAUGUAGUAUAUUUAAAAUUAAUGUUUUUUUUUGACUAAGAGUAAAUCUUGCUACUCUGAAUCUCACUAAAAAAAAGAAAAGAAAAAAUGUUAGUAGUAUUUAUUGCUGUCUUUCGAUUCUUGUGAAAUCUCUUAUAGUAAUUUAAAUAAUUUUCGAUAUUGAGAAAGAUAAUCGUUGCAUUUUUGCUAGAUAUGUGUGUUGCAAAAAUGUUCACAAAUCUCGUUGCCCAAUAUGCAAUAACGUCUAUUUCAUAACUCAGAAAAAAUAUCGCACAUAUAAGUAGAGUGCAUGUGCUUAAAUUAACCCUAUCUUCAAAGGCCGUGAGUUUGAAGUUUGGAAUGUUUAAGAUUGAACAGAAACACAGAAAUAAAAAUAAAAAUACAUGAUUCAUAACUACUAAACAAUGUUAUUUAUGCUUUAUGUUAAGGGUGAGUGCAAGAUGUAUCAAGCGAAUUAUUACAUUCCCGUUAACAGUAAAUGUUGUAAACUUCAAGCUCAGUGUUUUAUAAGAUUGAUAUAUCUUUUACUAUUAUCAAAUAUAUCUAUUUCUUCUAAUCCAAUAACCUAGUCUCGACGUGUGAAAAGUAAUUAUCAGUAAAGCGGUCUAAAAUACUAAAAAUGACUAUAUAAAAGUCAAUUGAGCUGCCAAAAGUAAUAUCGUCACUUUACAUACUCCGAUUAUAAUCACAUUCUAUAUUAUAUUUCCUAAAGUCUAUUUAAAGAAAAUUCAAGAAAAUUAACAAUUAUAUGAUCUAAAGCUCAAAGCACCUUCUAAAAUACCGCUAACUAUAAUCUAUAAUUUCGAAAGUAUUUUGUUAAAUUUCUCUUCUCACUUGAGUUAUAUGUGUGCAAUUAUUUUUCGUCAAUACACACACAUAUGAUUACUUGUAUUUUUAUAAACUUAAAUAUAUGUGUGUGAAUAUAUAUUGAAUGUAUACACAGACGCGCGCGCGCGCUCACACACACACACACACACACACACACACAUCACCAUCAGUAUUUUUAUAUUCCAAAAUUUGGAACAAGGACGAAUACUAGUAUAAUAUUAUUGCAGCGGCGGAAGAGAAUAUAUUGAUUCAUUUUAAUAUAAAACAACAAUUUUCUCAUAGUAGGAACUGGAAUAGAGACAAGACAUAAAGAAUUUUGGUACAGAUAUGUGAUGGAUAAAGACGGUUAAGAUUGAUUACGUAUACUACUAACAUAUAGAUUGACGACAAAUUAAAUAGAAAAAGAUAAAAUGAUAAUUGUUAUUAAAUUGAAUUAUUCUACUUUUGUACUUAAAAGAAAAUUUAACAGUGCUAUUAAAAAUUUUUCUGUGAAAUACGUAAAACCAAUGCAACUAUUUAAUUAAAGGAGAGGUAACACCUAAAAAAACCAAUGUACUUAUAAUGUUCAGGUUGUGGAUACUUUUAAUUGCUGAUUAUGGUCCAAUUAGAGACUAACUAUGUAAGACUUUACAAACAAAUGUUAAAAAUUGAAUAUAGAAUUAAAAACCAAAAAUACGUUGAUACGUGCAUGUUUACACAUACAUGCAUAGCGAUAUAAGAUAAUGAGAACAUAAAGUAUUUAAUUGAAAAUCCUUCUACGUAUAUCCGCAGAUAUACACAGUCAAAGGACGAAAUCGGUUCAUCUUUGGUCCAAUAUGAGCUGAAUACCUUGAGCCACGUUACGCCUAAUUAAAGUUGUCUCGUUUUGAUGAUCAACUUAUUUAACAAAAAUAAAAAAUAAUAAUAAUAAAAUCAUCGAAGAAAUAGGUUUACGUAAUAAAUACUGGCUCAAAAUGGUCCUGCCAAACAUCAUUUGAUAAGAGUAUUGUCACCCGUUAAAUCAGUUAAUUGUUAUUUUUUCUCUGGAUGAAAUGUUUAGAUUUCAAUGUAAUACCUGAAAGGUGAACCGAUUUGACUUGGUUUCUGUAUAUAUCUAUGUACACACACAGAAAUGCUUUAAAAAUACGCGAAUGUAUAAGUAUCUUAUAAGAAAUAUCAAAAGAAAAACAGAAUUUUUGCCUCUAUAUAUUAUGGUUAUGGAUUAUACAGCUUAAAGUAUAAACUUGUAAAAGAUUCUACUUGACAUUUUUGCAUUUUGAAAAUGCAUUAACUACUAUUAUACCGAUAAUAAUCCAAUGUAAUGGUAAAUUUUUACGUGAACUUAUUUACCAAAUUCGUGUUUACUCUUGACAUUUCUUUUACUUUAUAUAUUUAUGCGCUUUUAAUGUCGUUACUGUGUAAGUGAUUAUUAUCCAAGCGAAAUGCAGGUAAAUAGUAUCAAAUUAAUUAUUUGAACAUUGUCCGAACGAAAAAAAUGUAUCCGUAUGUUUUUUCUUUGUGCAAUUCCAAUUGUUUAUACAAAGUUACUUAAACAAAUUACUAGAAAUUUUGCAAUUCAAAAGACUGAUUCUACCAAUCGAUUCUAUGGUAAAAAACAAAUCAAAAAUCUUUAUACUAUAUUUUUGUCAGACUCUAUUUGUUUAGUAUAUUUAUUAUAAAGUUAUUAAAAUAAAUGUAAAAUUGUUUUGCAGAAUUGAAAAAAACAAACAUAAUGGUAAUAGUACAUUUCCUAAUGGAUGAUCAAAAGCUUUCUGACGAAAUAAGAGGUUUACGAUACAAAUGGGAAACGAGUGCUGUAACGAGUUUCGUCAAAAAGCCUUCACAUAUCAAUUAAGAAUUAUACUAUUUUCAUUUAAAUAGUGAUCUAAUAGUUAGUCUGGUGCUGACUAACGUAGAUUUCGCUUGAGUAAUAAUGGCUAAAAUGAGUCCAGUGCUCUGGCAAAAUGUCCAUUAUAGGAUAGAAAACUAUUAACGAUUAUAUCUAACAGGACUUCGAAUGUCAUGCUUUUUGUUAGUCAAAUAAUUGUGACUUGUCGCAGAUUACAAAAAGCACAGUUUCAUUCAGAUAAGUUUUUCUUAUUCAUUAAACUAAUAUGGAUUGUGAUGAAGUGAUAAUUUUUUACUUAUGUUGAAAGCAAAGAUAAAGAGUAGAAAUGCGUACCGAGAAAAUCUGCCUUUAUUAAUAAAUGCCGGAAUGAAAGUCAUUCACACAGAAAAAGGAAUUAAAGACGCCAACAAAUAAUUAAGAAGAAAUAAUAUAAUGCUGAUUGUUUAAUGUUUAUAAAAUGAUAACGAAGAGGAUGAUACAGAAAUACUAUAGAUAGUGUAUUUUUGGUGUAUACCCAUUGUCUAUAUAUAUGUAUAUGUCCAUUGUCCGUGGUAAAGUUACGUGUCUUAUAGCGUUAAAGAAAGAUAACACUUGCUUACGACUACGCGAAAGCAAAUUUCACAGAUAAAUGACCAAGGAAAGUAGAAAAGAUAUCUUGUUUAUAUAAACAAAGGCCUAAUUAUCAAGAAAAAAACUAAUUUUUUAAUAAGAUAAUUUGAUGCUUUCUACAUGAAAUAUAUAUUUAUAUAUAAAUAUGCACGUUUCACAGAAUUUUUUUGCACAGAACCUUGCAAAUUUGUACACCAAAAUUAUAGAUAUUUACUAUUCUUUUGUAUACAACAAGAACCAUUCGAUUUCUGUUAUUUAUAAAAGUAUAUGAGAAAGACUUGGCAAUCAAGCAAAAAAUCGGCGCCUUUCAUUUUGAAUUAUAAUUCGUAAUUCAAUAGUGAAAGAUUACUUUCAUUGGUCGCAAUGCGCGAGUGCCCAUUACUAAGGAAAUCAUUGGAAUAUUGGCUAUUGAAUGUUAUAGAAUUAUUACAAUUAUUAUAGAUAUAAUUGAUUAUGGAAAAAACGUAUUAAAACAGUCUGAA